Drosophila pseudoobscura is the source of this 551-nucleotide messenger RNA. RefSeq lists its product as uncharacterized. The record is from RefSeq and is a predicted model, not a curated record. Bases 26 to 475 code for a protein of 149 amino acids. The transcript has 4 exons. Lineage: Eukaryota; Metazoa; Arthropoda; Insecta; Diptera; Drosophilidae.
UUUCUUCUUUUUAGCGGCAGCCUGGAUGUUGAUGGCGACGGCGAUAGGGCCUUCAAUUUCGCCCAUUUGGCAAGAAUUGGAUGGCGAAAUUGGUGUGGCAGCUGCGGGAGAGGCAGCUCUAUCGGAGGCGUGGCAGCGGCAGCCUGUGGUCUGGAUGUUGUUGGCGACGGCGAUAGGGCCUUCAAAUUUCGCCCAUUUGGCAGGAAUUGGAUGGCGAAAUUGGUGUGGCAACUGCUGGAGAGGCAGCUCUAUCGGAGGCGUGGCAGGUACGUAUGUUUUGACGGCAGCCUGUGGUCUGGAUGUUGUUGGCGACGGCGAUAGGGCCUUCAAAUUUCGCCCAUUUGGCAGGAAUUGGAUGGCGAAAUUGGUGUGGCAACUGCUGGAGAGGCAGCUCUAUCGGAGGCGUGGCAGGUACGUAUGGUUUUGUUGGCUGCUCUGGACCUGUGCGGUGGAUUGUCAGGAGCGUCGUCAAUAAAUCCUUAAAUGUCGUCCAAUUGGCAUCAGAUGUGUGGUGUUGAUGACGGGGCAGCUGCUGGAGGGGCAGAUCUGUC